AUGGAGGAAGUAGUAAAGUCAGAGCCUGAGACGCCUGCUUCCGGAGCGGUUACCAGCACAGAACCCGUGCAGCCAUCUAACAGCAGUGAGCCCGCCCAGGACGAGGCCCAGCUCCAGGCUCAGAUUGAAGAGAGGUCCAAACAUUACCUGGCACGUCAAGUUUACCGGGUGAUUAUUCCCUCAUUUGCGCGGUGGUUUGAUCGUGAAAUUAUUCACGAGGUCGAGAAAAAGGGUCUUCCUGAGUUUUUCAGUGAAAAGAAUCGUACAAAGACAUCGGAAGUCUAUCUCCAGUACCGCAACUUUAUGAUCGACACCUACCGCCUCAACCCUACUGAAUAUUUGACAGUUACCGCGUGUCGUCGUAAUUUGGCCGGUGACGUUGGUGCUAUCAUGCGUGUGCACCGCUUUUUAGAGGCAUGGGGACUUAUCAACUAUCAAAUUGAUCCCGAGACGCGACCCUCGUUGGUCGGCCCUCAGUACACUGGUCAUUUCCAGAUUUUGUUGGAUACCCCACGGGGCCUGGAGCCGGCCAUGCCGCUGAGUGGAUCCGAAGUGUCUACGGAUGGUAAAGAACUGCCCGCUACGGAGACGCUUGCGAAAGCCAGCAGUGAAAAGGCUGAACUCAAUACGACACCGCUGAAUCUCGAGCUGCGCCGUUCUGUGUACGAUUCUAGCGCUGACGCAAUGGCCCUGCUUGACGAGAAUCAGCGCAAGUUUGCUGCCCUGACCACGCGUCAAUAUACUUGCUUUACCUGCGGCGAGGAUGUGUCGAAGGUCCGUUACCAUAAUUUGCAAUCCAAGCAACUAAUUUCGGCCAUGGCGUUCACCAAUGGCCUCUUCCCCAGCAACUUUACUAGUGACGACUAUGUUAAAAUGACCCAGCUGCAGCUUGAGAACAAACAAUGGACCGACCAGGAGUUGUUACUGCUACUCGAGGGUAUUGAAAUGUACGACUACGACUGGGAUGCAGUUGCCUACCAUGUGGGCACGAGAAGCUCUGCUGCCUGUGUGACAAAGUUUUUGCAGCUGCCUAUUGAAGAUCCGUAUCUUGUCAAGAACGCAUCCUCUCGGUUGCGGCGCCGGCUAGCUGGUGCUGAGGAGGUGAAGGUCGAGGAAAGCUCUGGAGCCGACAAUAAUUCCACCGUCCAGCUGCUUUCAGAAAUUCGGGAUUUGCUGGCCAAGAAUCCUGCCGCCGUCGGCGAUAAAGCAGCCAAGGCCCUGCAAGACGUUCACGGGCAGCAGCUUCCGUUGCUCUCAUCGGCAGUGUCGAUGCAGCUAGAAAAGCUCGAGCUCAAGAUGGCCAAAUUCGACAAACUGGAGGAUGUUCUCAAGGCACAAAAGCGAGAACUCGACACGGCCAGACUGGAGCUGUAUCUCGACCGGCUGUCGCUGAACCAGCAGGCCGACAAAGUGCUGACGACCCUCCGUCAGGCCACUGCGGAGUCUGGGGAGGAGGCGGUGCGGCUUGCCGAGCAGGCGGUGCAACUCGCCCGGGAAUGUCCAAAGUCGCAAGUUCUCCAGGACAUUUCGGAGCCGGCAAGAGCAGCCAAAGUGCCAAACCCGACCCUGCGCCCAGUGAGUUUGGAUACACCGCACCAGUACAAGUUCUGGUCGGCCUAA
This is a messenger RNA of Wickerhamiella sorbophila, 1620 nucleotides long. Its product is annotated as Chromatin structure-remodeling complex protein RSC8. Bases 1 to 1620 code for a protein of 539 amino acids. The record is from RefSeq and is a predicted model, not a curated record. Gene Ontology annotation, molecular function: histone binding; DNA binding. Lineage: Eukaryota; Fungi; Ascomycota; Dipodascomycetes; Dipodascales; Trichomonascaceae. Gene Ontology annotation, cellular component: SWI/SNF complex. Gene Ontology annotation, biological process: positive regulation of DNA-templated transcription. The transcript has a single exon.